AUGGGGCCCCCGGGCAAUAGGAGAUCAUGGGGCCCCUGUGUCCUCACCCACACUCAAACCACACCCAAAAAAGCCUAUGAAAGGUACCAGGGGUAUCUCAUGGGGCCCCCUACUGACCCUGGGCCCUCGGGCAGUGCCCGAGUUUCAAAAUGGUCAGUCCGCGCCUGCAUAAGAUUAUUUGUUCAUUUAACAUAUUUUAGACAUGUUAUUUAUUUGUAAAAGCCUCCCUUAUAAAGAAUUUCCCAGCAACUGGAGGUUGUCAGUAAUGUAGAAAUGUUU
This is a messenger RNA of Staurois parvus, 279 nucleotides long. Lineage: Eukaryota; Metazoa; Chordata; Amphibia; Anura; Ranidae. The record is from the annotation of a GenBank genome assembly.